UAAUGUUCCUCGGUUCCUUGUGAGUGUUGUGAGCGUGUGACCAAUUUAUAAAUACAAACAGUGAUCGUAGCGUUAAUGCUCAGAAUAAUAAUGACAAUGCGUUGCGUCUGCGUUAUUCGAUUCUUUACUCUACGUCAAAAUAAAUGCAAAAUGGUGUCAAAAAGCAAAAGUCAAAUCGAAAUUUGUUGCACUGCUUGCUUGUUUUCUUUGCUUUGCACAGAAAAUAAGUGGUGUUGUGAUAUUUAAAUCAAUGAACUAAAACGAUAAAUUAAAUUAAAUUCAGUAUAUUUUCAAGAAUCUCGACUAUAUUCAGUAAUAGGUGGAAAUUUGAUUCCUCCAUUGAACGGUGUUUUUUUGUGAUGGUUUGAUUCAAUAACGAGUGUUUGAUUACGUUUAGACUGUAAAGAUGGCUAGCCCAUCUCCUCAAAGCAGCCCCAUGCCUCCACCUCAAGCCCCUAGUCCUAUGGGGCCGCCUACUCAAAGCCCGGCGCCGCCGCCAUCUCCGCAUAGUCCCUAUAACCAGCAACAUGUGAAUGGCCCGCCUCCGAACCAUCCCCCGGGCCCUGGGCAGGCGCCGAUGCCGAACCAUAUGCCGCCAUCUGGUUCGCCGCACUCCAUAGCACCCAACAGUAAUGGGCCUCCUGGGAUGCCACCACAGCACGGUAUGCCGCCGGGUGGUCACCAGAUGCCUCCCCACAUGGGAGGGCCGCACAUGCAAGGCCCCCCUGGACACCCUAUGGGCCCGGGCGGGCCUCACCCUCCUGGACCUAAUGGCCAUCCCAACAUGCCGGGCGGACCACAACACCCAAACAUGCCCGGCCAAGGCCCUCCACAUGGAUACAUGCAACAUCAGAUUGGCCACAUGCCACCUGGACAGGCGCCGCCGCCCAUGGGAGGGGGAGCCGGAGGAGCAGGCCCCGGCAUGCACCUGCCUCCGGGGCACCCGGGCGCUCCCGGCCACCCCGGUGGCCCUGGACACCCGGGCGCUCCUGGUCACCCCGGCGCUCCUGGUCACCCCGGCGCUCCUGGUCACCCGGGUGCUCCUGGACAUCCAGGCGCAUCAGGCCAUCCGGGCGGUCCUGGCCAUCCGGGUGGUCCUGGACAUCCGGGUGCACCAGGCCACCCAGGCGCACCAGGCCAUCCUGGCGCACCGGGUCAUCCGGGCGGGCCGGGCCACCCGGGCGCGCACGGGCUGCCGCCGGCUGCGCCGCCCGCCGCCGCGCCCCCCGCGCCCUCCACCUCCUCGCCCAACCCCGCCGCCGACAACCUCAACGCGCUGCAGCGCGCCAUCGACUCCAUGGAGGAGAAGGGGCUGCAGGAGGACCCGCGCUACUCGCAGCUGCUGGCCCUGCGCGCGCGCUCCAACCCGCAGGACCCCAGCAAGGGACUGUUCUCCAACAACCAACUCAGCCAGCUCAAAGCUCAAAUAGCAGCGUACCGGAGCCUGGCGCGCAACCAGCCGAUCUCGCAGCAGAUAUCGAUGAUGGCGACCGGCAAGCGCACGGGCGAGGCGCCGCCCGAGUGCCCCACGCCGCCCGCGCAGCCGCCGUCGCCGUACGGGCAGGCGGGCGCGGGGGGCGCGGGGGGCAAGCCGGCCGGCGCCGCGGGCGGGGACGCGGCGCGCGGGGGAGGGGGCGCGCCGCCCACGCCGCUACCGAUGACUGCGCAGAUGGCACCGCCCACACAGCCGACGCCGCCGCCGCUGGUUAAUCCGCCGCUAGCAGGUGCCCCGCCUGGCCCGCGCGGCCCGGCGCCCGUGCGCCCGCCCGCCCCCGGCCUCUAUCUAUCUCUAUUACAGCAGCCGGGCGCGCCCACACCAGGCGCCAAGCAGAACCGUCUAACCACGCUCCCCAAGCCGGCGGGCAUCGACCCCCUGGCGGUGUUGAACGAGCGCGAGCACCGCAUCGCGGCCCGCAUCGCGCAUCGCAUGGAGCUUCUCUCCAACCUGCCCGCCAGCAUCUCCGAGGACCUGCGGCUGCAGGCGCAGAUCGAGUUGAGGGCGUUACGGGUGCUGAAUUUCCAGAAGCAACUGCGUGCUGAGAUCCUGAACCAGACGCGGCGCGACACGACGCUCGAGACGGCCGUCAACAUCAAGGCGUACAAGCGCACGAAGCGACAGGGGCUGCGCGAGGCGCGCGCCACAGAGAAGCUGGAGAAGCAACAGAAGCUGGAGGCCGAGCGCAAGCGGCGACAGAAGCACCAGGAGUUCCUGCAGACUGUGCUGCAGCAUGCGAAGGACUUCAAGGAGUACCACCGCAACAACGUGGCGAAGAUGGCGCGCAUGAACAAGGCCAUCAUGAACCACCACGCCAACGCCGAGCGCGAGCAGAAGAAGGAGCAGGAGCGCAUCGAGAAGGAGCGAAUGAGGAGACUGAUGGCAGAAGACGAGGAGGGCUACCGCAAGCUGAUCGACCAGAAGAAAGACAAGCGGCUCGCGUUCCUUCUAUCCCAGACGGACGAGUACAUCGGCAGCCUCACCGAGAUGGUCAAGCUGCACAAGGAGGAGCAGCGCAAGAAGCAGGUGGAAGAGGAGAAGCGGAAACGAAAAUCGCGCAAGAAGAAGCUGCUGGAGGGCGCGGAGAUCGACGCGAUGGACGACAGCUCGCAGGCGUCCGACCAGCGCGUCAGCGUCAUGGACCCCAAGUCCGGCGAGGUGCUGAAAGGCGAGGAGGCGCCGCUGCUGUCGCAGCUCAAGGACUGGAUGGAGUCGCACCCCGGCUGGGAGGUGCUCUCCGACUCCGACGACUCGGGCGACGACAGCCAGGACGAUGACGAUAAGAAGAAAGACAAGCACCGGUCGGACAAGAGCGACCGCGAGAAGACGGAGGAGGAGAAGGCGCGCGAGAUACUCAAGAAGGCCAAGGUCGAGGACGACGAGUACAAAACAGAAGAACAGACUUACUACAGCAUUGCUCACACGGUCCACGAGUCUGUCACGGAACAAGCCAGCAUUCUGGUCAAUGGAAACCUCAAGGAAUACCAAAUUAAGGGUCUGGAAUGGCUGGUGUCGCUGUUCAACAACAACCUGAACGGCAUCCUGGCGGACGAGAUGGGGCUCGGCAAGACCAUCCAGACCAUCGCGCUGGUCACCUACCUCAUGGAGAAGAAGAAGGUCAACGGGCCCUUCCUCAUCAUUGUGCCGCUCAGUACCCUGUCCAACUGGGUGCUGGAGUUCGAGAAGUGGGCGCCGACGGUGUCGGUGGUGUCGUACAAGGGCUCCCCGCAGUCGCGCCGCAUCGUGCAGAACCAGAUGCGCGCCGCCAAGUUCAACGUGCUGUUGACUACCUACGAGUAUGUGAUCAAGGACAAGGGCGUGCUGGCUAAGGUGCACUGGAAGUACAUGAUAAUCGACGAGGGUCACCGCAUGAAGAACCACCACUGCAAGCUGACCCAAGUCCUCAACACGCACUACAUCGCGCCGCACCGACUAUUACUCACGGGCACGCCGCUGCAGAACAAGCUGCCUGAGUUAUGGGCACUGCUGAAUUUCCUGCUGCCGUCUAUAUUCAAGAGUUGCUCGACUUUCGAGCAGUGGUUCAACGCGCCGUUCGCUACUACGGGAGAGAAGGUGGAACUAAACGAGGAGGAGACGAUCCUGAUCAUCCGGCGUCUGCACAAGGUGCUGCGUCCCUUCCUGCUGCGGCGGCUCAAGAAGGAGGUGGAGAGCCAGCUGCCCGACAAGGUGGAGUACAUCAUCAAGUGCGACAUGAGCGGGCUGCAGCGCGUGCUCUACAAACACAUGCAGUCGAAGGGCGUGCUGCUCACGGACGGCUCGGAGAAGGGCAACAAGGGCAAGGGCGGUGCGAAGGCGCUCAUGAACACUAUAGUACAGCUGCGCAAGCUGUGCAACCACCCCUUCAUGUUCCAGCACAUCGAGGAGAAGUUCUGCGACCACGUCGGCUCCGGUGGCGGCGUUGUGCAGGGUCCGGACCUGUACCGCGCGUCCGGCAAGUUCGAGCUACUAGACCGCAUCCUGCCCAAGCUGAACCGCACCGGCCACCGCGUGCUCAUGUUCUGUCAGAUGACGCAGUGCAUGACCAUCAUCGAGGAUUAUUUGAGCUGGAGGGGAUUCCAGUACUUGCGUCUGGACGGUAUGACGAAGGCGGAGGACCGUGGCGAGCUGCUGAAGAAGUUCAACGACCCCAACUCGGAGUACUUCGUGUUCCUGCUGUCGACGCGCGCCGGCGGGCUGGGGCUCAACCUGCAGAGCGCCGACACCGUCAUCAUCUUCGACUCCGACUGGAACCCGCACCAGGACUUGCAAGCGCAGGACCGCGCGCACCGCAUCGGGCAGCGCAACGAGGUGCGCGUGCUGCGGCUCAUGACCGUCAACUCCGUGGAGGAGCGCAUCCUCGCCGCCGCCAGAUACAAGUUGAACAUGGACGAGAAGGUGAUCCAGGCGGGCAUGUUCGACCAGAAGUCCACCGGCUCCGAGCGCCAGCAGUUCCUGCAGAGCAUCCUGCACCAGGACGGCGACGACGAGGAGGAAGAGAACGAGCUGCCAGACGACGACCUCAUCAACGAGAUGAUCGCGCGCAGCGAGGAGGAGAUGGAGCUGUUCAAGCAGAUCGACCUCGAGCGCAAGAAGACGGAGACUCAGGCCCGAUUAAUACAGGAGAGUGAACUACCCGACUGGCUGGUCAAGGAGGAUGAUGAGGUCGUGUGUAAUAAGGGUCAAAGCUGGAACUACCUGGAAGAGGACGAGGUGCUGGGCCGCGGCUCCCGUCAGCGCAAGGAGGUGGACUACACGGACUCGGUCACGGAGAAGGAGUGGCUCAAGGCCAUCGACGACGAGUUCGACGAGGAAGAGGAAGAUGAUGACGACGAUGAGGUGCUGGACAAGAAGCGGAAGAAGGGGAAGAAGAGACGUCGCAACGAGGAGUCGGAGGAGGAGGAGGCACCGAGCUCGUCCAAGAAGAAGAGCAAGACCGAGGUGAACCUGCUGAAGAAGCGACUCAAGAGCAUCAUGAAGAAGAUCAUCAACUUCGCCGACGAGAACGCGCGCGUUCUGUCCGAGCCGUUCAUGAAGCUGCCGUCGAAGCGCGAGCUGCCCGACUACUACGACGUCAUCAAGAAGCCCAUCGACAUCAAGAAGAUCAUGAACAGGAUCGAGGACAGCAAGUACAACGACAUCGGCGACCUGGAGCGCGACUUCUUCACGCUGUGCGCCAACGCGCAGACGUACAACGAGGACACGUCGCUGAUCUACGCGGACUCUGUGCGCCUGCGCAACCUCUUCAUAGAGAUGCGCCGCCGCUACGACAGCGGGCAGAACUCGGAUGAGUCUGAUGAUAAAGAAGAGGAGGAAGACUCGGACGGCGAGUCGAACCGGUCCGUGAAGAUGAAGAUCAAGCUGAAGGGCAAGGGCAAGGGCACGCCGGCGCGCAAGCGCAAGCCGCGCAAGUACGUCUCCGACGACGACGACUACGAAGACGAUUAGAUUAUAUUCUACAUUACCUAUAUUAGCUAAGACAUUUUCUGAACAUUUAAUGUAUUUUAUAUUUAGUCGCGCAAUGAGCGAGUUAGGAAUGGUUUAUAAUUCAUAAAUGAGUUGUGCUGUCCAGUGCCGAACAGAUUCCGUACAGCGAUAGGACGUAUGUAGGUAACUACUCGGUUUGGUAUUAAUUAGUAAAGUUUUAUUACCUAUGACAACUUUCUUAUUAGAACUGUCCAUUUACGGGAUAACCAGAUUUUUUAAAUCAAGAUAAACAUUGGCAAGUUUUUCACCUAUAUGUGUUUUUUAUAACUUGAACUAACGAAUACUAGUUUUAAGAAUAGGUUAGACGUUAAGUAUAACACUCACUUCAUAAAUUAUUUCUGAGAAUUUAAUAUUAUCCUUGAAAUAUUAUUAGAUGUUGAUAUUUCUCAUUCAAUUAUCCAUAGCUUUUCAGACAUUACAAAUUCAUAAUACAAUUAUUAGUGUUUCCUGAUAAGUAUCCAAUUUAUAUUUUAUGUGUUUAGAUGACAUACUUACAUAAAUAGUAUACUAUAAAAAUCUAUAAAAUC
Molecule: messenger RNA, 6006 nt
Organism: Plutella xylostella (diamondback moth)
Lineage: Eukaryota; Metazoa; Arthropoda; Insecta; Lepidoptera; Plutellidae
Source: RefSeq, a predicted model, not a curated record